Messenger RNA from Exophiala bonariae, 453 nucleotides. RefSeq lists its product as uncharacterized. Gene Ontology annotation, molecular function: alcohol dehydrogenase (NAD+) activity. Lineage: Eukaryota; Fungi; Ascomycota; Eurotiomycetes; Chaetothyriales; Herpotrichiellaceae. The record is from RefSeq and is a predicted model, not a curated record. Gene Ontology annotation, cellular component: cytoplasm. The transcript has 2 exons. Bases 1 to 453 code for a protein of 150 amino acids.
AUGUCUUCAACUGUGGUCUUGAUCAGUGGUGCCAAUAGAGGGAUCGGCAAAGCCCUGCUUGAGCGAUAUCUGGUGAGACCAAAUUAUAUUGUUGUUGCAGCCAAUCGCAACCCCGAACAUAUCUCCUCAAAAGACCUUACCAAGCUUCCAAAGCAUUCGGAUAGUCAACUCAUUGUCGUCAAAGUUGAUGGUACAAGUGAGCAUGACUCCGCGAAUGCGGUAAAGGAACUCGAGAAGGAAGGAAUAAAGUAUAUCGACCUUGUCAUCGCUAAUGCUGGUGUUGCUUCAUCAUUUGGAAAAGUCUCUGAGAUAAGCAUUAUUGAUGUCAAAGCCACUUUUGAGCCCAAUGUUUAUGGUGUUGUGCGCCUGUAUCAAGCUGUGCUGCCCCUACUGCUGAGAUCCAAAGCCCCGAGAUGGGCCACUGUAGGUUCAGUGGCUGGAAGUAUCGAGUAA